Messenger RNA from Saprolegnia diclina VS20, 1053 nucleotides. RefSeq lists its product as hypothetical. Gene Ontology annotation, molecular function: metalloendopeptidase activity; zinc ion binding. The transcript has a single exon. Bases 1 to 1053 code for a protein of 350 amino acids. Gene Ontology annotation, biological process: proteolysis. The record is from RefSeq and is a predicted model, not a curated record. Lineage: Eukaryota; Oomycota; Saprolegniomycetes; Saprolegniales; Saprolegniaceae.
AUGGAGUGCUUUAUCGUUCUCUUCCUCGUGGCACUGUGUGGCUGGGAGGCGAUCGCGUGGCUGCGCGGACCAAAGCUUCCACGCGACAGCUCCUUUGGCUGCACCGUCCACGGCGUCCUACGCGGCCACAACGUUUCUUCGUACUACCUCACCAACGGUCAACUGCGCUACCUCGUUGGCGAGCCGCACGACGUGGGUGCCAUCUACCAAGUGUGCGACCACGGCACACUGACUUGCUACCAAGAAGACGGCACCGCAGAUGGGCACAUCGACGACGUCGUCGCUUGCCCACGCGACGCCACUCACCGCCGCCUCGGGGUUGCCAGCGACAAGAAGCGCCGGCUCUGGCCCGACGCGGUUCUCUGCUAUGAGGUGGCGGACUCGGCUUUCACCGAGUCCGAGCGCACCGCCGUGUUUGCCGCCAUGACGGUGUUGGCUGCGGACACGGGUCUCGCCUUUAUGGCCCGUCACGAGUGUGCUGCCGGUGCGACGAUCUGCGGUCACUGUCAGCACUACGUCUCGAUCGAGCAAGACCCCCGAGACAAGCGUGGUACGUUUGCCGAGGUGGGCUACCGCGGCAAGGCCGGCCAGAAGCUCAAUUUGCUGCCGCGGGCCUUCCACCAUGGGCUUGGGUCGCUCAUGCACGAGCUCCUGCAUGCGUUUGGCGUCGUGCACGAGCACGCGCACCCGGCGGCCAACGCUGUCGUCCUUCGCAACACGCUGGGCCUUGUCGCGCGAAGCAACUAUGUGCUCAUCAAGGAGGCGCUCGUCACGAUGUACGACGUGCACUCGAUCAUGCACUACGGCCACGGCCUCUGCCUCCCAAAGAGCCGCAGCAUCAAGUACUGCGCGAUCGAUCAAAAUGAACGCGACGGCUGCGUCGUUGCGACGGCCGACGACUGCGACCACGAGCAGUCGAAAGUCCUCGGGCAGCGCCGAGCCCUGAGCAAAGGCGAUGUGCGCAGCGUGCAGCUGCUCUACGGUCUCGCAACGACCGUCACGCGCGACCAAGUGCGAGCGGCUGCGCAGUUGCCAGGGCCAAGCCCGCACUAG